This is a messenger RNA of Diceros bicornis minor, 502 nucleotides long. RefSeq names its product centrosomal protein CCDC61-like. Bases 44 to 502 code for a protein of 152 amino acids. The record is from RefSeq and is a predicted model, not a curated record. The transcript is spliced from 6 exons. NCBI's taxonomy places the organism in Eukaryota, Metazoa, Chordata, Mammalia, Perissodactyla, Rhinocerotidae.
AGCCUUUGUGAAAGCGAAGGAGAAGCAGCAGAGAGAGAUCAAGAUGAAGCAGCAGCAGCAGCGGAACCGACUGGGCAGCGGAGGAAGCGAGGACGGUCCGUCCAUCUCCUGGUCUCGCCAGACCCGGCCGCUCGCUGCGGUGACCGGCCGAGGGGACGCGGCCAACCGCUGCCGGAACCGCAGCUCCUCGGUGGACAGUUUCCGCAGCCGCUGCUCGUCCGCCAGCUCCUGCAGCGAGUUGCAGGAUUUCCCGGAAUCCCUCCCGAGAGGCGCUGGCCGCCGCGGGAAGCCUCCCAGCCCCCCCACCUGGAGCGGGUCCAACAGGCAGCAGAAGUCCAGCCACGUGGAACGCGGCCGCCAUCAGAGACGCCUGGCCAGUUCGGGGGGCUGGGUCCCCACCAAAGAGUACAGCUCCGACCACCAGGCGGCCGACAUGGCGGAAAUAGACGCCCGCCUGAAGGCCCUGCAAGAGUACAUGAACCACCUGGACAGGCGGUCCUGA